This is a messenger RNA of Penicillium brasilianum, 615 nucleotides long. NCBI's taxonomy places the organism in Eukaryota, Fungi, Ascomycota, Eurotiomycetes, Eurotiales, Aspergillaceae. The record is from the annotation of a GenBank genome assembly.
AUGCCGCGAGCACGGUGGUGCGCGUUUCGCUCGUGGAGCAGAACGCCAUCUUCUCCAUUCCUACCAUUCACCGCGCCCUUUUCGUCCGGCCGGAGUGCAAAGUUUGCUUCCACGGGGUCAUCUGACCCUCACGACCCUCACGGCCUCGAGCUAGCGAGGCGGUGGCUGACGGCCUUCGAGUCGGGCCUCAAGGCCAUUCCCCGCCAUGUCGGCCAGGUCUCAUUCAGUCGUUCAAGCGGGCCCGGCGGUCAGAACGUGAACAAGGUCAAUUCUAAAGCUACUUUAAAAGUACCGCUGGCCACGCUCUUCCCUUUGGUGCCGCCUCUUUUACAUCCUCAAUUACGCUCUUCUCGCUACGCUACCGACCGUUCGCAGGCAUUGGUAAUCCAAUCGGACGAAUCCCGGCAGCAGGCCACCAACGUGGAAUUGUGCUAUGAAAAGCUUAAUCGGCUCCUGGUGAGCUCGGCUAAAGAGGUUAUCCCGGGCGAAACGUCCCAGGAACAGAAAGAUCGCGUGAGCAAAUUACAGCGCACCCAAAAUGAGGCCCGACUCAAGUCGAAAAAGUUCCACAGCAGCAAAAAGAGCAAUCGGCGGGGCAAUAAAUACGAUGAUUGA